Molecule: messenger RNA, 2193 nt
Organism: Neodiprion virginianus
Lineage: Eukaryota; Metazoa; Arthropoda; Insecta; Hymenoptera; Diprionidae
Product: erlin-1-like
Exons: 5
Coding region: 845-1858 (337 amino acids)
Biological process (GO): SREBP signaling pathway
Cellular component (GO): endoplasmic reticulum membrane; endoplasmic reticulum
Molecular function (GO): cholesterol binding; ubiquitin protein ligase binding
Source: RefSeq, a predicted model, not a curated record
AAUAUAUACUAUUGUAAGGAUAAGUAAAGUAAGUAAAUGAAAAUACAAAUACAUGUUAUAUAUUCAUAGAUUUGUAGUUUAUUAAGAGCGAAAAAUCGGCCUAGGCGUUUAUUUUUACUCCCCCUGAUAGAAAAAAAUUCUCAGCUAAUUUUCAUAAAUUUUUUUAAAAAAGUUUGCUGGAAAUAUGCAAUGUUUCCGAACAACUCUGAGUUGUAUUCUAUAUUAGUUCUGGACAAGUUUGAAUUAUUCUGAUAAUAUCUGGGGAAUUUCAAAAAAUUUUUGAGAUUUUCCGGAAUGAACUUAUUCUUUCGGACGUUUAUCUUUUAUUGACAAUCCGAAAUAAUCAGAGUUUUCAAAAAUCUGAUUAUUUGUGUUAAAGUCGGCUACCACGCGAAAAUCGAAUGAAAAUCUGGGAACUCAAGACUCUUUCCUAAUAAAAAUGUGAAAAACUCUGAUUUAUUUCCUUCCUUUCUAUUAUCAUCUAAUAGAGGUGAAAAUCCCACAAAUUUCACGAAAUAAAAAUUAGAUUUUUUCUGAGAUCCAAUGGUUCUGCGUAUUUAUAUGACAUCUAGGGUCCUGGGUUCAAGAAUCGAGCUCUUGUCUGUAUACAAACAAAACCAUGCCCGCGAUAUUGCUUCAUAUCAACUUCAAUUCUUGCAUGAUUCUUGCACCGUGGCACUGAUCAAAGUAGCCAUGGAUAGAAGACUUGUAAACACGGAAGGGUGAAUAGGAGGGUUAGUUAGAUAUUCUAUAAAAAAAAAAUCACCUUAAAUCCGAUUUCCAUCUUCGUUAAUGUAAUCAGUAAGAAUUAUUCAAUCCGAAAUAAUUAAUAUACGGUAAGGAAAUGUCCGAUCAAAAUAUUAUCGGAUUAUGUAUACUAGUUUGCUUGGCUGUAGUAUUUAAUUUUUCACUUCAUCGAAUUGAGGAGGGUCAUGUUGGUGUAUAUUUUCGGGGUGGCGCGUUGCUUUCACACGUCAGUAGUCCGGGAUUUCAUAUGAUGGUCCCUCUUUUAACUUCAUAUCGUUCAGUUCAGGUAACUUUACAAACGGACGAAGUUAAAAAUGUUCCCUGCGGAACGAGUGGAGGUGUUAUGAUUUAUUUUGAUCGAAUAGAAGUUGUGAACAUUCUGGAUGCAAACAGUGUUUACAACAUGGUGAAAAACUUUACCGCAGAUUACGACAGGACUUUAAUAUUCAACAAAGUUCAUCAUGAAUUAAAUCAAUUUUGUUCUAUGCAUAGUCUUCACGAAGUUUACAUAGAUUUAUUUGAUCAAAUCGACGAAAAUUUAAAGUCUGCUCUACAGACUGAUCUCAAUGAAUUGGCGCCAGGACUCAGCAUCCAGGCAGUUCGCGUUACAAAGCCAAAAAUACCAGAGACUAUUAGGAAAAAUUACGAGUUGAUGGAAGCAGAGAAGACGAAGUUACUUAUAUCGAUACAGCAUCAAAGAGUAGUGGAAAAAGAUGCAGAGACGGAUCGUAAAAAGGCAAUAAUCGAAGCAGAAAAAGAAGCCCAAGUGGCAAAGAUUCAGUACGAUCAAAAGAUCAUGGAGAAAGAAUCAUUACAGCGAAUGGCGUCUAUUGAAGAUGAGAUGCAUCUAGCUCGACAGAAGAGUCGGUCAGAUGCUGAUUUUUAUCAAAUGGAACGACAAGCCGAGGCAAACAAGUUACUAUUAUCCAAAGAGUUUCUGGAGCUCAAGAAAUACGAAUCUCUAGCUCAGAAUGCCAAAGUGUAUUACGGAGCUGACAUCCCAAAAAUGUUUACACUCGGAGGCUGUUCCAGUGAUCCUACUUUGGGCGCUGAUGCAAAGAUCUCGCGGAAAGACGCGACCAUUGUUAGUGAUUUCGAACAGACAAAAUAAUUUCACGUAACGUUAGAAAGAAUGAGUGAUUUUUCGGAAGUGCGCUUGUACAUACCUAUAUAUAAUAUACUAAUUAUUGUUUGUUCGAAUACAAAUAAAUUACAGUAACUUACCUCGGUAAGACGUGAUUAUGGUAAAAAAAUGUGUAUUUUUGAAGCAUUAUCUGUAUGCUUUGCACGGUGACGCUCAUAUUAUGAACAUUUUUUAGAAAAUUAUUCAUCCUUUCGCCAUUUUCAUAUUGAAUGGGACCACAUCGUCUGAAUGAAAAGUUAGAAAAAGAGAAACAAAUCAUUUAAGAAAUCUAGCAAUAUCAUAUGUGCCGAUGAUGGAGAAUC